This is a messenger RNA of Girardinichthys multiradiatus, 5163 nucleotides long. It is a transcript of the gene igdcc4, whose product is annotated as immunoglobulin superfamily, DCC subclass, member 4. Bases 236 to 4060 code for a protein of 1274 amino acids. Gene Ontology annotation, cellular component: plasma membrane; axon. The record is from RefSeq and is a predicted model, not a curated record. NCBI's taxonomy places the organism in Eukaryota, Metazoa, Chordata, Actinopteri, Cyprinodontiformes, Goodeidae. Gene Ontology annotation, molecular function: protein binding. The transcript is spliced from 20 exons. Gene Ontology annotation, biological process: axon guidance; cell-cell adhesion.
UGUGUGUGUGAGGAUAGGAAAGCAACACACACACACACACGCUUAACAUUCGCUCGCAACAUGGCGUUGAAGUGCCGAAAGACACGACAGCUCUGCCCCGACUAAUGCGGCGGUUCUGUGCGGGAAGCCCGGGGACCGCAGCCCAAACCUCCACAGAGACUACUUUACGCGCCGCCGUGGACAAUAGCGGAUACCAUCGUGCGCAUGUUGCUGUAAGGGCUUACAACUACUGUGUAUGUUAUUGUAUACAGGCCCAUGCUUCUACCCCACUGGUGGAAAUCAAAGACUGUACAUGGCGGUGGAGAGUAAAAUUUGGCUGUUCUGUCUUCUUUCGCUGUACUGGGGUCCAACCAAGCAAGAGAAGCCUGUUUCUGUGGAACUGAGCUGUGGUGCCAGGCCCAGCCAUGUCGUUCUGGAGCUAGGUUCACCCCUUUUGCUGGACUGCAACCUGGGGUCCAGCGACACUCCUUUUAAUGUCACCUGGUUCAAGGAUGGCCAGCUCCUGCACCAGGCGCCAGGAGAUCACCUGCAGUAUUUGACCAAUGGAUCCCUCCUCCUGUUGCCCACAUCUACAGACAGCCAGCCUUCCCAGAAUGUAGAGGGUAGUUACAGCUGUGUGAGUGCCAGUGCCAUCGGAGCCCUGACUAGUCAGACUGUGAAUGUACUGCUUGCAAGUCUGUCGAGGUUCUACCAGGAGCCAUCACCACAGAUAGUUAUCUCUGGGGAAUCUGCUCGCUUUGAGUGCCAGAUUGAGGGAGUUCCCACACCUGUCAUAACAUGGCAGAAGGACAAAGUGACUAUCGUUGAUGAGAGGAGGUUUAUUUCCCUUCCUAAUGGGGCACUGCAGAUUCUGGAGGUGACCAAAGAGGAUGAGGGGAUCUACCGCUGUGUUGCAUCUAAUCCUGCCAGAAAGGAUAUUGGCAUUGAGGCUAGACUAACUGUCCUGACAGGCUCCAUUGAUACCCUAAACCCAGUUGUGAUUGUUGCACCACCUCAGAAUGCCACAGUGGUGGUAGGCCAUACUGCUGUGAUGGAGUGUAUGGCACAGGGCCAGCCAAAACCAUUGGUGUCAUGGAGCCGGCAAGAUGGAAAACCCAUUUCUACUGACAUGAUUGUCCUUGCAACAAAUCUGGUGAUUAGGGACAUUAGGCAUCACCAUGCUGGUGUCUAUGUCUGCCGAGCAAACAAGCCCAGGACUAGAGAGUUUGUCUUUGCUGCUGCUGAGUUGCAUGUUGCUGCCCCUCCAGUGAUUGUUCAGCCCCCAGAGUCAGUGUCGCUCUCUAGGGGGAAUACCGCCAGGUUUAUGUGCAACAGUUCUGGGGAGCCUCUUCCAGUGUUGCACUGGCUGAAGAAUGGCCAACCCAUCAGGUAUUUCAGACGGAUGAAGGUGCAAAGCCGUGGGGUCCUGCUCAUCAACCAGCUGGCUCUUGAAGAUGCAGGUUAUUACCAGUGCAUUGCUGAAAAUGGGCUUGGCACAGCCUGUGCCACUGCCAAGUUGACAGUCAUUGUGAAGGAAGGUCUCCCCAGCCUCCCUCGCCAUCUGACUGCUACUCCAUACUCCAGCACAACUGCCCUGCUCUCCUGGGAGAAACCUGAGUACAACACAGACCAAAUUAUUGCCUACUCUGUGCACUACCAACUCACUGCAGGGUUGGACAAUCAGGAUACUUCAUUUGCAGUUAGCAAUGACACUACAGAGUAUCUUGUCAAAGAGCUUCUCCCUCAUACUGCCUAUACUUUCUUUGUGGUGGCGUAUUCACCCAUGGGAGCGAGUCCUCCAUCGCUGCCUAUAACUGUAGAGAUACUGGAGGAUGUGCCGAGUGCACCUCCUCAGCUCUCUGUAGCUAGCACGACCCCUACUGACAUCAGGCUGAUGUGGCAGCCUCUGUCUUCACAGCACAGCCGAGGAGCUGUUACCCGCUACCGCAUUGAUUACAGUGCGCUGGAUCAGAUGGACACUGUUUUCUCAGUAGAGCUGAGGGGCAAUGAGACUCAGUUCACGCUCAGGGAGCUGCGCCCAGACCAGGUUUACAGACUGAGGAUAACUGCUGGGACUGCUGUUGGCUUUGGUAUUCCUUCUGAAUGGGUCCAGCAUGAAACAAUAGUUCGCAACAGCCCCAGUGACAACAGCACAGUGAUUUUUGCUCCUUCUGAGUUGAAGGUCAAAGCCAGAGUGAGCACUCUUAACAUUACAUGGCAACCCUCACCAAAUCACACGUUGAUUUCGGGCUAUAAGCUAUCCUAUCGGGAAGCAGAAGCUGAUGGGUCCUCCAACAGAGACAGGAUGUCGCAUACAUACACCAUCAGGCUUCGAAAAAAGGCAAGGCAUCACCUGCUGACUGGGCUGGUUCCUGACCGGCAGUAUGAGGUGAGGGUCUGGGCAUUUGACAAGCAAAAAGACGGCGCAGCUGCAGUGUGGAAGGGAAGGACAGAUAAGAUCCAUGGAAGACCUUCCGAGCCAUCCUCGUCCCCUUCAUGGCCUCCCAACAGCAUCCAAGCUAUAGCCAACAGCUCCACCUCCAUCUGGCUCCGCUGGGAAAAUCCCCGGUUCAUCAACAGGCGCAUCAUCAGCUAUACAGUGCGCUGCAGCCCAGCAGGAACCACCAAUGCCUCUCUGGUGUCUUAUUACACCAGUUCUUCUCUGGAGGUCCUGCUUGAGAGACUGAAGCCUUUCACCCACUAUGAGCUGGCAGUGCGGUGUAAUGGAGUGGACACUGCAGGACCCUUCAGCAGCACCGUGGAAGAGUCCACCCUGCCUGACCGGCCAUCCACACCACCUGAGGAACUGCAGCUGAGCGCUAUAGACUCUUCGUCUGUGCUGGUGAGUUGGCGCCCUCCCCUGGAACCGAAUGGCGUCAUAAUCAGCUACAGGAUUUUAUACACUGUCAACCUGAGCGAGCCUGAGCAGCAGUGGAGAAAUUUCUCUGAGGAUGGCGGCAUCUUUAGUACAGAGGUCCGUGGUUUGUCAAGGGGCACUCGGUACUUCUUUAAAGUGGGAUCUUCUACUAAAGUGGGACCAGGCCCUUUUACACCUGUUAUGGAUGUUCAGACUCCCCUGCCUAUGUAUGAGCUGGACAUUCAUGCAGUCACUGGCAUCAUUGUUGGUGUUUGUUUGGGACUCAUUUGCAUCCUCCUCUGCAUGUGUUUCAGCUUUCGAAACAGCAAAUCCAGAGAACUAUCUGGAGUUCUGAACUCCACAGCUGUGACUCCCCAGUGCAGAAAAGGUAGCUGCCUUGCUCUAGCCAAAGUACCAGAGUGCAGCGAUAGCCAUGAACUGGAGACACUGAUGCCUCCAGGCACCCAGGAGUUGGGUCAGCAGCCAACAAAAGAUCAAGAGGAACACAGUCUGAUGGCAAGUUCUAAUCCGGGGGCGGGGGAAGAUGCUACUGCACCUGAACCAAAGAUUGCUUGGAACGGCUCUGUGAGUCAUAAUUGGGUCAACAGGAUCACAAGAUACAGAGACACUAUAACAGAAGAGUCUCCAGCGCUGAUUAAUGAAGCUGUCAACAUGUUUAUUACUGCAACUGGCAUGGAUAUAGACGACCAUCUCUGUACGUCUCUGUGCAGUAACCAGGUGGAGGCGGAAGUCAUUGUUCACUCUGAGCUGUCAGAACCCAGUGGGGGGGGGGAGGAGGAGGGCAACAAGAGGGAUUCUAACACCACCAGGGGACCCUCAUUGUCAGACAACAUGUAUUCCCCCUUCAGUGAGCGAAGUUCAUCAGGAGGAGAGGAAGAGCAUCUAGAAAACCUUUCAGUAGCUGAAUGUCCCCUGAGUCUUCCCACAAAAACUUUAGUGACUCAUUACAACGGAGAGGCAGAAGGCACACACAGGCAUAACACAGACAUGGAGUCACAGCAAGACACAUGCCUCACCAAUGGCUUCCACUCUCCUCAGACAGGAAGGUCUGUGCUGAGAUCUGAGCAUUUGGAAAUCGAGGACUCCAGACACUGCCCGUCAGCAGCAGGGAAGGCUAUCUCCACUCGACUACCUCCUGCACCCUUUGUUAGCCCUGGUCUUGUCCACUCUACCUCAGCUCCUCACACAUAUCUGUGCCCUUAACUUCAUCCACAGAAACAUUUCAGACUUUUUUUAAAUUUUACUUUCCAGGAAGAAUACAUAAGAAAUAUUUUUAUGCACAUUAUCACUGGAUUUCUUUUUCUGUCUUGCAUAGUUUUAUAGGUACUUUGAAUUCAUUUUUUUCACAUAUGUGCAUAUUGUAUACUGGAAACAUAAGUGUUUUUGUAGAGGUACAGAACCGUUUCAGGUUUUAAAUCUUUGUAGCUCUCAGAUUCUUUCCAGAUCACGAGGAAGACAAAACGUUUGAACAUAGCAGAGCAGAUGGAAGUUAAUUAUUGGGGGCUCAUUCCACUUUGUCUCUCUUGGUUGUGUUCCACUCAGCUAGGACAUACAACAGGAAGAUGUAGAGUAAAUGCACAGGGUUUCAUCAACAGAAUUGAUGGGGAGGCACUGUAAUGCAGCUCAUUUCUCAAUGUGAAAAUAAGCUUUAAAGAGUAUCUGCUCAUGUCAAAGUGCAGAACACCCACCUCUCUCUCCAGCAUCCUGUAGUCUCAGGGUCCAAACACUCACACAGGGAGUAUAGCUAGUACCAGUUUCACAUAACAUUUACACACAUUUCCUGAGUGGAGAGUGGGGGUCUCAGGUGCCUCAAUGUUUUAGGUGCAUUUAUAACCUUUGUAGAACUAUUCAGUAGUACAAACCUUGUGUCAAAAUGAAGUAAACAAAGUGGAUGUGGGACAUACAGAUGAUACUAUAUGUCAAUUUUUGAGACCUUCUAAACCAGGGAUGCUUGGUUUUUACUGUUUAUUGGAGAGUUGGAUAUCUCAUUUUAAAUCAGUACCUCAAUGUUGACUUUGGUUGCAUUAUGCUGGUGGGAGAACAAAGGGGAGAUGUUACAGCAAUCUAUCUGCAGACUAUUCUCCUGACUUAGCUAAGCGGGGAUGCGCCACUGUCCAUACUGAUGUCAGAACACUGCGCUGUUAGAUGAAACCAAUUCUUUUUUUCUGCAUCAAGGUUGACGCUUCCACCAAGACUGUUUGGUUCCAGUUUCAUUGGUGUGAAAAGUAUUUGUGCCCUUACAGAUUUCUUCUGUUUUUGCUUUUUUGUCAAAGAGAAUCAGAGUAAAUACAAAAAGCUAUUUUCAA